AGAUGGUGGCGGUAUUAAGUCAAAUAACUGGGUUUGCCAAACAAGAAGAAGAAAAAGCAGACGAAGAAGAAGGCUGUCGAUUUUUUUUUCUUCUUCGUUAUUUUGAUAAAAUUCGUCGCAGCUAAAAUGGUGAAGAAAUAUUAAUAUAAAUGUUUAAAGAUGGCAGAUAGAAAGGGAAAACCCACUGUUGCAACCAAAACCUUGACGAAGAAAGAACAAGAAGAGCUCAAGAAAAAGGAAGACAUAAAAACAGCUGAGGUGUUUGAAGAAUUUUUGGCUUCAUUUGAGUCCAGUCAGAAAAGUGGAGUGAAAACAUUCGUCCGUGGGGGUAUUGUCAAUGCAACUAAAGAGGAAGAAGCAGCAGAGAUCAAGAAAAGUAAGGUGUAUCGACCCUCCUCAAAGUAUGUUGCCGUGACCCAGCAGGUCUCACCAGUAUCAUCUUCUGAAAGCAAGAAAACUGCAUUGAAAAAAAAGACAGAUGAAAAGAAGAAGAGUAAUCUCGAACUUUUUAAAGAAGAACUUAAACUAAUACAAGAAGAGCGUGAGGAAAGACACAAGAGGAAGAAAACUGAUUCUGGAGGUGGAGGAGGAUAUACAGAUCUGGAUCUGCCACUGUUAGGCCGAUCAGCAUUAUACGAUGACCUGACAAUGCCCAUCACAACUAAUCUCUUCAUUAACUGCAUUAGCCCGAAGAUGAAUGAAGAGAUGCUCUGCAAAGAGUUUGCUAAGUAUGGGCCGCUGGCCAGUGUGAAGAUUAUGUGGCCGCGAACGGAUGAGGAACGCUGCAGAACCUCAAACAGAGCAUUUGUGGCUUUCAUGACACGGAAAGAUGCAGAAAAGGCCUUGGCUGCACUAGAUGGAAAAGUUAUAAUGGGGUUUGAAAUGAAGCUGGGAUGGGGUAAACCAGCUCGCAUUCCACCUCAGCCUCUCUUCAUACCGGUAGGGGUGAGGGCCACACCUCCACCCCAGUCUGGUCUGCCUUUUAAUGCUCAAACAAGGGAUCGCUUCCGCAAUGACUUUACCAAGCCUUUGGGCAUGUCCAAAGGGGAGUUAGACAAGACUCUGUCCGAAGCCAUAGUCAAAGUGGUUAUCCCGACAGAAAGGAAUCUACUGUUCCUCAUUCACAGGAUGAUAGAAUUUGUUGUGCGUGAAGGUCCAAUGUUUGAAGCUAUGAUAAUGAACAAAGAGAAAAACAACCCAGAUUACAAGUUUCUUUUUGACAACAAAAGCCAAGAUCACGUAUACUACCGGUGGAAGCUGUACUCCAUUCUCCACGGAGAGUCCCCAACUGAGUGGAGGACCUCCGAUUUUCGUAUGUUCCGGGGAGGCUCCAUAUGGAGGCCGCCUAUCUUGAAUGAGUACUCGCAGACUGAAGAGAGCACAGAGGUGGAGAAUUCUGCAUCUCAGGAGGAGGAGGAGGUGAAGAAAGGGCAGCUCAAAUCUGAGCACAGACAGAAACUGGAGGAAUUGCUUAAAGAACUCACUCCCCGGAGAGAUGAUAUCGCAAGUGCCAUGUUGUUCUGUCUUCAGCGAGCGGACGUAGCGGAAGAAAUAGUGGGACACAUCACUGAAUCGUUUUCCUUACUGCAAACACCCCUUCAGAAAAAGAUUGCCCGAUUGUAUCUCGUAUCAGACAUCUUGCACAAUUCGUGUGCCAAAGUAGCCGGUGCAUCAUAUUAUCGUAAAUAUUUUGAAACAAAUCUAAGCCAGAUAUUUGCGGACCUGCACGGUGCAUAUAACAACAUACAAGCCAGGCUGCAGGCUGAGCAGUUUAAGCAAAAAGUGAUGAGCUGUUUUAGGGCGUGGGAAGACUGGGCCAUAUACCCACAACGAUAUCUAAUCCACCUUCAAAAUAUAUUUUUGGGAUUUGCCAAAGCAGGAGAAGAGACGAUUGAAGUAGCUGAGGACAUCGCCUGUGAUCUCGAUGGCAUGCCGUUGGAUGGCACACCUAUAGACGGGUUACCAUUGGACAAAGCUGCUGUGGAUGACAUAGAUGGUUGCCCUAUUGGCUGGGACCCACUGGACGGAGUCCCUGUUGAUGACAUCGAUGGUGUUCCCUUAGGAGUCCCAACUGAUGACAUUGAUGGAAUGCCCCUGGAUGACAGCAUUGUUCCUCUUUCUGGAGUGCCUUUGUCUAAAUGGGAGAAAAUGGGUGAUACAGAUACGUUUUCUCAAGCCAAGACUGAGACUAAGUGGGAUGCUGUGGUGGAGAAAGAGAGUGAAGAUAAAGUGAGUGUAAGUGUCAACCACCAGGAAGGAGAAGAGGAGUUGGAAACGGACAGUAGCGAUGACUCCAGCAGUUCGUCCAAAUGUGACAGUGCAGACUUUCAGAGCUCCCUCCGAAGUUUUCAAAUGUCUGAAAGUAAGAGGCAAAGGCUGAGAGAGCUGGAGGUUAAAGUUAUGAAGAUCCAGGAUGAGUUAGAAUCUGGCAAAAAACGGAAGAAGUCUGGAAUGAGCAUACAGCAACAGGUGGAACAUUACAGGAACAAACUGCUACAGAAGGAGUUUGAGAAAGAUAAAGAAAAGAAUGAGAAAUCAAAAUCAAAAGAGAGGUCAAAGGAUGACAAAAAGGACAAAGAAAAGAUCAAAAGAAGUGAAGAUGGGGACACAAAACGAGGACGGAGCAAAGAUUCAGAUGACCUCUCCCAAAGAUCCAGGAGCAUUUCUCCUUUAAAGACAAGGUCUCCUAAAUGGUCCAAACGUUCCCAUUCUCCGUCUCCAGAGAAGAAGGCACAGAAGUCCAGGUCGCGCUCACCGCACCGCUCCCACAAGAAGUCAAAGAGAAGCAAACACUGACUGUGGACUCUGCUGGUGUCCGGAGGUUGCACUUCAGACAGACCUGCCCCCAACAUGUCCAGGCGACAUUCAGAACUUUUUUGUACUAUGACGUUUGACCACUGUAACUGUUUAUUUUUGUUUUGUUUGUUUUUAAGCUGAGAAGGAAACAUGUUUCUGCUAAGUGCCAACACUAAAUAAAUAACUGUUGGUGGUGAA
This is a messenger RNA of Thalassophryne amazonica, 2994 nucleotides long. RefSeq lists its product as uncharacterized. Gene Ontology annotation, molecular function: RNA binding. Gene Ontology annotation, biological process: RNA processing. The record is from RefSeq and is a predicted model, not a curated record. Gene Ontology annotation, cellular component: nucleus. The transcript has 24 exons. Bases 160 to 2796 code for a protein of 878 amino acids. NCBI's taxonomy places the organism in Eukaryota, Metazoa, Chordata, Actinopteri, Batrachoidiformes, Batrachoididae.